Molecule: messenger RNA, 454 nt
Organism: Uloborus diversus
Lineage: Eukaryota; Metazoa; Arthropoda; Arachnida; Araneae; Uloboridae
Product: J domain-containing protein-like
Exons: 3
Coding region: 58-387 (109 amino acids)
Cellular component (GO): cytoplasm
Source: RefSeq, a predicted model, not a curated record
GUUUUUUAGUAAUGGGCCAUAUGCGCACUUAAAAACAAGAGAAUUUCUAAUUAAAUCAUGGAUGAAAUAUUAUGUCACAACAAAGAAGAAAAUGAAGAUUAUUAUAAAAUUUUGAGUUGCGAUGAAACUUCUACGACUGAGCAAAUAUUGACUGAAUACAAAACUCUUUCUCUUUUGCAUCACCCCGAUAAAAAUCCUGAUGACAAAGAUUCAGUAAUAAAAUUCCAAAAGCUGCAGAAAGCCAAGGAUGUUCUUACUGAUCCUGAAAAGCGAGCUUUAUAUGAUAAAUGGCGCUGCAGUGGUUUCUGCAUUUCAUAUGAAAAAUUCUUGAAUUUGAACAAAGCUUCGCACACAGUAAGCAAUUUUACUACUAAAUUUCAAGCUUAAAUACUGCCAUGGGCAGGUAAAGGGCAGUAAUUGCAAAUUUUUCAUUUUUGUUAUCUAUUGUACAUUA